UCUGAAAACAGGAAAUGUAGGUCAACCAGUCUUUUACAUCUCCGAGACGUUUCAAUGUUCUAAUUAAAUGAUUAAUUUGAUCUGGGUUCACGGAUCAACUUUGAUCAUUUUCAUCUGCAUAAUAGAAUUCUGUCCUCUUAUUUGAUAUUUUUACAAAGUGGAGUCAUAUAAACUAGAGCAGUGGUCCAAACUUUACGCCCUGUGGAAUUCCAUAUCCAACUAGCCCAGUUGAGCCAAACAUAUCCAGUCCGCUUGAGCAAAAGGUGAAUUUCCAAGUUUGAAGUAGGCAUAAUUAACAAGAAAAAAUAAAGGAGGAAAUCUGUCCUUACCUCAAAAAUCCAACCUGACUGCCUUAGACUAUUCUUAGUGGAUAGAAUAGUUUUCCCCCCGAUCCAAAAUUUGUGGGUUCAAUUCCAGUUUACUCCUGCCACAUACAGGAUAUUUAACCCCAAAUCGCUAAGUGGUCUGUGAAUAAGCCUAUGAAUGUGAGAGCAAAUGGAUGAUGCAGCUCUAAUGUAAAGUUCUAUAUAAAUUUGGCCCAUUUACCAUUGACCUUUUGGCAUACGCUUGUGUUUUUAUAUUCUCCUUUUCUACACAGUGCAUGCCUGCAGAGCGUCUCAUAAAAUGUGUGUACAUCUGUGUACUUUCCUCUGCUCUUCAGCAGUCUCUGUCUCCAGAGGAAUUUCUCCCACUUUGAGCAAAGCCCUUUCUGUAAAGAUACCUUAAUCAGAAGAAAAAAAGAAAUGAAAACCAUAACGUCCCAAAGAGGAGGAGGAGGCGGCAGCACUGAAACAGAAAGGAUCAGACCGUAUGCUGCAGGAUGUGUGGAGCGCAUCUUGUGAUUCUGUGUCCUGCUGCCUCUCGGCUCAAGAGAGGGAGAGAGGACUGAAAAGAAUAAGGGUCAGUCCGGGGAUUGUCCUGAAAAGGAGAGGAGCUAUUCCCGACCUUGUGUGUGAGGAAUGAGUAUCUGUUUUGUGUUUCUGUUUGUGCCGGGGUGAAACGGACGUAAUUAUUACCGAGCAGCACGAUGAGCAGAACCACGUUCUUUGAGGGUGGUGAAGGUGAUGUUUACAUCAUUUUCCAGGUGGAGGUCCUUGAUGCCACGACAAAGGAGCAGCUUUGUUUUUUAGAUAAGGUGGAUCCUCACUCUACAAUAGGAGAUAUUAAGAGUCUGUUUUACAAAUCAUAUCCUCAGUGGUACCCAGCAAGACAGGCACUAAGACUUGAUACCAGGGGAAAGUCACUCAGAGAUGAUGAGGUCUUACAAAACCUACCAGUGGGAACCACUGCCACCAUGUACUUCAAAGAUCUCGGGCCACAGUUAGGUUGGACAACAGUCUUUUUUGCUGAGUAUAUCGGAGUCCUGCUCACAUACCUCGUCUUCUUUUUUCGAGUGCCAUAUAUCUACUCUCACACAUACGCCCUUACCUCCAGUCCCCAUCCUGUUGUUAAACUGGCCUGUGUCUGCCAUACAUUCCACUAUGUGAAGAGGCUAAUGGAGACCAUCUUCGUGCAUCGUUUCUCCCAUGGGACAAUGCCACUCAGGACGAUAGUCAAAAACUGUGCCUAUUACUGGGGUUUCUCUGCCUGGUUAGCCUACUACAUUAACCACCCUCUUUAUACACCUCCAUCAUAUGGAGAACUUCAAGUCAAGUACGCACUAUUCACAUUUGCGAUGUGUGAAGUGGGCAAUCUCUCCAUCCAUAUGAGUCUGAGUAACCUAAGAACAGAGGGGUUCAGAGUGAGAAGGUUUCCUACGCCAACCAAGAACCCCUUCACAUGGUUGUUUUUCUUUGUGUCCUGUCCAAAUUAUACUUAUGAGGUUGGAGCUUGGUUGAGCUUCACAGUCAUGACCCAGUGUCUUCCAGUGGCAAUAUACACUUUGUUCGGGUUCAUUCAGAUGACGAUCUGGGCCAAAGUGAAGCACAGAGCCUACAUACGAGAGUUCAAAGACUACCCAACUGUCCGGAUGGCCAUUAUUCCCCUGAUUCUUUGACGAUUGCUUAGGCUUGUGCCAUUGUUUUCUUGAAUCCAGCACUAUGCAAUUUUAAUACCGAUGGGCUUAAAAGACGCAAUGAUUUAGAAAUGAAUUACAGUUGAGCCUUCAAAACCUCCUGAGAACAUUUGCUUUUCUUUUCAGUUUCAGCACACGUGGACAAAAGUUUUUAGCAGUGACAUGAGUGUAACGUUUUACCAUGCAGCUUUAGUUUUUGUGCUAAAAAAAUCAAGCUGUUUAGAUCAUAAUACAGAAUGAACGUUUGUAAAAAAAAACAAAAAAAAAAAAAACAACACAACAACAAAAAACACAGUUUAUUACUGCAUUUUCUGCUUGACAAAGAAUUAAUUUUAGUAUAUUCAUAUUAAGCACAGGCGGACACUAAGUCCAUCUGAAGUCCUGAAGGGUCAGCGCCCUGCAUGUUUCAUUUGUGCUCCCACGCAAACUCAGAUUCAGCAGCUGAAUUAGCUCCUUUUGAUGCCAUCAAUUUAGGUGGGAACAUACCAGUGAAACUUUUAUACCAUUUGUGGUGUUUUGAACCAGAGAAACAUCAGCUUGCAGGACUGACUUUCCAACACCAUUAUGUUAACGGAGUCUAAGUAAAUGUAUCACUUUCUCUGUGUUUUAUUUACACUUGUUGCAGCAUUUUAUUUAUCUGGCUAGCUUUUUCAGAAAAGCUUGAGGGAGUAUUAUUUUUGCAUCUCUAUCAUAAAACCAGCAAAUUGUUCUCAUUUCAUAAUAAUUCAUCAACUCUCUUUAAAAAAAAUAAUAAUAAUAAUAAGAUUUUAGGAAUUUUAGCCAGAAUUUUAGUUAGAAAUAAUGAAUGUUCUUUGUAAGUAAGUGCCUAAACAAACUGAUGUUAAGAGUAAGAGUUUAGAAUCGCUUUUGUGCUCUCAGGGGGAAUGCUGCUGGAGCAUUUAGCCAUUAAAUUGUCAAGCUUUUUACUGAAAACAUUGAAAAUGUGCAGCAACCAUUCGACAUCAACAUGUAGAUGCUUUCACUAUGUAGUUACAAUAAAAAAAACAUUAUUCUGUCAAAACUCAGGUUUUAUUUUAAAAAAAAUGUGACUGUAACUACAAAUAAAGGUGCACAUCUUAAAGAAACAUGCACUUUAUUUGAUUUGAUGCUUCUCAGAAACAUUCACAUUCAUUCCUCACCCUCUAACGACACCAAGUGUAAUAAAUGUGAGCAAAAAAAAAAAAUCAGAGCUGGAUAUGUAUAAGAAAAGCAUUUAGAAGAUUUAAA
Xiphophorus hellerii (green swordtail) is the source of this 3241-nucleotide messenger RNA. RefSeq names its product trans-2,3-enoyl-CoA reductase-like 2a (gene tecrl2a). Gene Ontology annotation, biological process: very long-chain fatty acid biosynthetic process. The record is from RefSeq and is a predicted model, not a curated record. NCBI's taxonomy places the organism in Eukaryota, Metazoa, Chordata, Actinopteri, Cyprinodontiformes, Poeciliidae. Gene Ontology annotation, molecular function: oxidoreductase activity, acting on the CH-CH group of donors. The coding region runs from base 1028 to 1996 and encodes 322 amino acids. The transcript has 13 exons.